AUGGACGUGGGUGUCCUGGUCCCUGCCCUGCAGGUCACGCCUGCCGACCCCUUGGCUGGCAAGGAUGCAGAAGUCCUGAGGGCUGUGGAUGCCCUGGUCCAAUCAGCCCUGGCCACUAAUGCCAACAUCAUCUCUACUGCCGACUCCAGAGGGCUUUCCAACUGCCAGAGAAGCGUCGCCACGCUCUCGUCUGAACUUCAGCUCGGCGUGGUUGCAGCUCACGCUUGCAGGGCCGAAGGCCUCCGCCACACCCAAGCCACAAGCACCCUCGCAACUCCUGGAGAGCUGAGCGAGGCGGCCUGCUCUGCAGCACUGCACUGGGACACAGGGCUGGGCAGAGCAGACGCCGUGCUCUCCGCUGCCCAGGAGGGCCUCGAGAGUCUGGAGACCGGCUUCCAGAGCCUGCUGGAGAGCCAGGCUGGGGAAUGUGCUGAUUUUGCGAGGCACCUGAAGCAGCAGGGAGCAGAUGUGCGAUCGCAGCUGGACGGUCUACUCGCCCGACUGAUGGAAGCCUAUGGGCAUGCCCACGACGCUCAGCUCCAGGAGCUCGCCGAGGCGAGUCAGAGGACGGAAGAAUGUGCGAGGAAGCUGCAGAAGGAGCAGCUGGAGCUCUGCUCGGCAGCGCGGAAACAGGGCAUGGACGAGCUCAAGGCUCUGCAUGCACAGCAUCUGGUGCGACGCCAGGCCACCUCAAAAUGCUUCCCCGGCGCCGGCACGCUCUGCAUAGGCGUGGGCCUGCUCUACUGCUUCCGCCUCCUGGAACGGCAGGAGGGCCCGGUGCGGUCCCUGGAGUGCCGGCUGGCGAGCUGCGGGCUGGCGCUGGGAGUCCAGGCCGCCGCUCGCUGGGCCACCGGCACAGCCCUGGUCUCGGCCCCGUACGCGCUCGUCUUCACCGACCUGGUCGCCUACUGGGCCACGGUGCCGGUCCUGCAGGACUUCAGCUUGCUGGGGCUGCGCCUGAACGACAAGGCCUUUGUGUGUGCGGCCGGACUGCAGCUGGCGCUGCUGCAGGGCCGGCAAUCCCUCCUGGCAGCCGGCUGCGCGCUGCUGGCCGGCAUCCUCUACCACGCCAACAUCUUCAACCUGCAGAGCUGGAAGGCUGAUCCAGCGGGCGUGUUCGAGCUCUGGGCAACUCACUACAACAAGAAGUACGCUGGCAACGAUCGCGCUCACCGUCUGGAGGUGUUCACACAGAAUGCCGCCGCCAUCGCCGCUCACAAUGCGCAGCAGGCGUCUUUCACCAUGGCCAUCAACCAGUUCGCAGACCUGACGUCUGAGGAAUUCUCCAAGCACUUUCUGGGGUACAACGAGACACUGCGGACAGAUGAGAGACUUACCAGCAAGAGGCUGGGCUUCAUGUACGAGAACGCCACCGACCUGCCGUCCUCUGUGGACUGGAGGAAGGAGGGUGCGGUCACCCCCGUGAAGAACCAGUAUGCCUGCGGCUCGUGCUGGGCAUUCAGUGCCACUGGCUCCAUCGAGGGCAUCAACGCCAUCCGCACCGGCAAGCUGGUGUCCCUGUCGGAGCAGCAGCUGGUCAGCUGCGACCACGCCAAGGAUCUGGGCUGCGGCGGCGGGCUGAUGGACUACGCCUUUGACUACGUGGUGAAGAACGGCGGGCUGGACACGGAGGCGGACUAUGGCUACUGGUCUUUCGACCUCCCCUGCCAGACGGGCAAGGAGGCGGACCGCCACGUCGUCGCCAUCGACGGCUUCGAGGACGUGCCCAAGGGCAGCGCCGCCGCGUUGCGCAAGGCGCUCGCACACCAGCCCGUGUCGGUGGCCAUCUGCGCCAACUCUGCGCUCCAGUUUUACUCCUCGGGCGUGGCAGGGGACGAGACGUGCUGCACCCAGCUCAACCAUGGCGUGCUGGCAGUUGGGUACGAGGAUGGACCCGACGGCAGCGCCGAGAGCGGCCACUGGAUCGUGAAGAACUCCUGGGGAGAAGGCUUCUUCCGCCUGGCGCGCGCGUCCCUCAAGAAUCCCAACGGCCCCUGCUCCAUCUACGAGGCGCCCUCCUACCCUGUCAAGAAGGACGAGGUCAACCCUGAAGUCUCCAGCUUCUGCGGCUACUUUGGGCUGUCGGAGUGCCCCCCUCACAACGCCUGCACGUGCCAGUUCAACCUCUUCGACCUCGUCUGCCUCUCCUGGGGCUGCAAGGCUGGGGAGCCAAAGGAACUUUAA
Auxenochlorella protothecoides is the source of this 2184-nucleotide messenger RNA. RefSeq names its product KDEL-tailed cysteine endopeptidase CEP1. Gene Ontology annotation, molecular function: cysteine-type endopeptidase activity. The coding region runs from base 1 to 2184 and encodes 727 amino acids. Gene Ontology annotation, cellular component: lysosome. The record is from RefSeq and is a predicted model, not a curated record. Lineage: Eukaryota; Viridiplantae; Chlorophyta; Trebouxiophyceae; Chlorellales; Chlorellaceae. The transcript has 7 exons.